UCAUCACGCAAUAGCUGUGUAGACUAUGUAUUACUAGCUAGUUACGAUUGAGAAAAAAGCUAGCCUAGCAUUGCCAACAUCCCACAGAAGUCACGAUCGCUCCUCAAUACUUUCCCCAAUCGGACAGAAUUACUGUCCACAUAAUCGCGAACCUAUUCACCCCUAUGCUCCUGGAUAGCAGUUCUAAAGCUUUUUUUGUGUGAUCAAAGCAAACCCAAUAUUUGGGGGUUCCAAAAAAAUGUCACCGUUCUUGACUAGUCUAAAACACUGGGUUGUGGAUUUAUUUAAUGUACAGCAUCAAUCACAGGACGCUCAAUUAUCCGUGUGUUUCACAUUGAGGCGCAGUCACUGUUGAGCCACACGCUGAUCCCAAUGCAGCCAGACAUAUAGUCCACAUUGUCUAAUUAUAGCGGAUCACACAGGUGGCGGUGUCAAUAGGCUUUGUAGAGUUGCCCCAACGGUAAUUAACGCCAGAUGGUUGGACUCCGCUGUUCUUCAACCCCAUCAUGGUUUCUAUUUUUCUCUCUGCGAGAUUACGGUGGGUCACGUGACUCACUGUCAAUUACAACAGGGAUUCAGUGACGCGUCUGUAAAUCCACACACACACACACACACACACACACACACACACACACACACACACACACUAAAAAGACCGAUGACGUAAUGCGGUUCUUCCGCCGUUUUACACACGUUCACAUGUACACUCAUGCCUGCCUGGGGAGUGCAAAGCGUUUUUUAAAAUUUAUUGCUUUCCCCAUCACGUGGCCUUUCUCCUUUCAGCACGUUUAAUUAUAAGGAUGCUGAAUGAACAUGAGCUGAUGAAAUACGAGUUUGCUUGAUUAUUUAAAGUAGCCUAAAGGUCUGUGUAGAAAAGCAAUACCAUUCCACUGCUGUCAGUGUAUUUCACUCUCCCUCUCACUCUACCCUAUAGGCUAUAGCCUAGUUAGAAGUAGGAACUUUAUGUAAUAAGGAUGAACCAUAACAAACUGGCCGUGCUGAUCUUAUAGCAGUGUGGGGGAUUGAAGUCAGAAGUAUGUCACCACCACCACUAGAGUCUUACUGGGAAGGAUUACUGUGCGUGAACGUGAGUGUGUGGUCUGGUUUUCACAGGCUCAAUUAGCAGCAGAACUCGGGCCGAGAGAGAGAGCGAGAGUGUGUGUGUGUGUGUGUGUGUGUUUGGGUGCCCUGUUCAAACAGUAGCCCAGCAGUUUACAUAAGAAGACACCAGUGGCUGCUAAAAUAGGGAAAGCCCUGUGGCGAACACACACACACACACACACACACACACACACACACACACACAGCCUCCAUGAACAUACACCUACAAUAGCCUACAGUUUCCUCUGGGCUAGUGCUCUGUCUCAAACCAAAAGUUGAUUGAUGAGUGCCUGGUGUGUGGAAAACAUUGGCCUUCCCUGCCAUGUGACUGUGUGCGUAUGUGACAUUGACAGGGCGUGUAUGGUGUGCCAGUGGUAUCUUUUUUAGGGCUGAAUCGUGUCGUUAAACGGGAACACCUGUGUGGCACUCUGUCUCCUGUGACAGCCAGCCAGGCUGUGGCGGGGCUGGGCUGAGCAGUUGGCUAGGCCAGGUGUGACCUAACGUAACGUUUCUUUCUGGUCCUGACAAUAUAUAUUUUUCUUCUGCACUGUUUAACCAAUCCAGUUCAGUGUCACCUUGUUGACGCCCAAAAGCGUAGGUCACGUCACGGGCUCUCUCUCUCAAUUUCUCUGAAAACCAGAUGCAUCCGGUUGUCAUUGACCCCCGCGAAGGGUGGGCCAGGUGUGACGUCCCCAGAGCAGAGCCACAGGGCCAUGUGACCACAGCCAGCAGGCCAUGCCAGGGGACAGACAGGCAGGUGGCACAGCUCUGGGCCCUGUUAUUCAUCACUGAUCUUGCAUGACCGGGGAUAGGUCAAAGAUAUGUGGAGGCAGCCCUGGCUUAAUCCUAUCCGGUCAGGUAAGAUCAGUGAUUCCUUUAAGAAAGCGAGGACGAGGGAUACUGCUAUAAAACCCACAGGCCUCUCACCUCUGUCAGGCUAUAUCUGUCCUGUAGAACUGUAGAGGGGGUCCAAAUCAAACAAAGUCAUUUCUCUACUGAAUAUCUGAAUAUACUCCUGCUGAGUCUGUAGAGAAAAGAGUCUCUAAAUCUCGUGUCCUACUUCAUUAGGCUUAGUACAGUCGGUGCUGAUCAAGGACCUAGCAUUCCUAGCUGGCUCAUAAAUGUCAGAUUAGAUUUCAACGUUGCGAUCGCAGUUGCGCCACAGUUGCUACUUGCCAUAAAUGGAAGGACAGAGCGCUUUGUAGCCGUUGACACUCAAGAACAGUGGCACUCCGACUAGUGGUGACCCAGAUGACACCACUUCCUGCUGGGGCAUGUUAAGUGGGGCCCGUAGUGCCCUUCUCUCAGCUCUAAUGAAAUGCCCAGUGCUCUCAUGCAUGACACGCGUAUGUACAGUACUGUGCUUCGCUCGCCCCUCGCACACUUCUGGGCUCUCUCACACUUCAUUUGGCCUUUCUUUCUCACACUGACACACGCAAAGGCACACAUGCACACAAGUGGACUUUUUGCACAACUUAAGCGCUCACACACACACACACACACUCUCUCUCUCUCUCUCUCUCCAGUUCCCUGUCCCAGAAAAGUCCUCUGCUCUACUUGUUGGCUGAUGGGUCCCAGAGGGAUGGAGGAUGACAUAGAGGCUCAGGUGACGUUCCUGCAGGGCGAGAGGAAGGGGCAGGAGAACAUGAAGCAGGACCUGGUCAGGCGGAUUAAGAUGUUGGAGUACGCCCUUAAACAAGAGAGGUCCAAACACCAGAAGCUGAAGACAGGCAGUGAGCAGAGCCCAGGGGAGAAGAAACAAGAGGCAGAACAAGUGCCUAAUGGGCCAGCAGAGUCUGAAUCUGAGCCAGCCAAUCAGAUGUCCUGGAAGGAGGGCCGUCAGCUACUGCGCAAGUACCUGGAGGAGGUGGGCUACUCGGACACCAUCCUGGACAUGCGUUCGAAGCGUGUGCGCUCCCUGCUGGGUCGUACCAGCCCCGAGGCUAACGGCGCCCCGGCCAGCAGCGAGCAGCAGCCCGCCCCGGACCCCGAGCCCCUGGCAGGGGGGGAGUCACUCCUCAUCAGACAGAUAGAGGAGCAGAUCAAGAGGAACGCGGCGGGGAAGGAUGGUUCUAAGGAGCGCCUGGGUGGUUCCGUGCUGGAUAAGAUCCCCUUCCUACACGGCUGCCAGGAUGACGAUGAGGAUGACAGUGAUGAGGAAGAUGACUUCCAGGGCAUGGGCGCGGACCGUAUAGACGGGCAGCGCAACAAGAACAAGAAGCCUCGCGUUAAGAUGGGGACUGAGGCCACGACCACAGACCUGGACCCUGAUGAUGAGGAGGAGGAUGAAGACGACUCGGAGGAUGCCCUGAGCGAGUUUGACUUCCUGGGAUCAGGGGAGGAGGGGGAGGGGGCGGGAGAGGCCCGGAUCUCAGGGGACGGCCGGGAGUUAGAGAACCGCAGGAACAAGUUACAGGGCUUGAUGUCGGACUUCCCCCCCAAACCCUCCCCGCCCCCCUCUGUUUUGGGACAGUCUCGCUCCGGGGAAGGUGGCGCUCUGGGUUUUUCCUCCGACGUCUUCAUCCUGGACGCCGUCGGGGGCGGAGACAUGAACCUGGGGGAGCUGGCUGACCUCACCGUCGCCAACGACAACGACCUCACUGUGGAUCUACAAGAUAACCGGGAGGAGUUCAAGAAGACGUGGAACCCUCGCUUCACGCUGCGCAGCCACUUUGAUGCCAUCAGAGCGUUGACGUUCCACCCCAGCCAAGCCGUUCUACUCACAGCCUCCGAGGACGGAACCCUGAAGCUGUGGAACCUCAACAAGGCCAUACACUCCAAGAAAAAUGCAGCGCUGGACGUUGAACCCAUCUACACCUUCAGAGCCCACAGUGGUGCUGUUCUGUCUCUGGCAAUGGGAGAGGACGGAGACUCGUGCUACAGCGGGGGUCUGGACGGAACCGUGCGCUGCUGGAAGAUCCCUGACAUCAACGUGGAUCCCUACGACAACUACGACCCGGCCAUAGAGAGCAGUGUGUUGUCGGGUCAUGAGGACUCAGUGUGGGGUCUGACGUACUCUGCCCACCACCAUCGGCUGGCCUCCUGCUCUGCAGACGGGACCGUUCGCAUCUGGGCACCCCAGAACUCUGCCCCCUGUCUCUCCGUCUUCAACAAGGAGAAAGGUGUGUCUGUGUGUCUGUGUAUGUUUGUGUGUUUUUGUGUCUGUGAUAUCUUAACUCUCUUUCCCCCCUGCUCAGAGCACGGAACACCCACCUCGGUGGCCUUUGUGAACUCUGACCCCGACCAGGUGGUGGUGUCAUUCGACGGCGGCGAGACGCUGCUCUAUGACCUCAACACAGAGCAGAGCAUCAUGGUCCUGGAGACCGGCACCAAGGACGGCAGUAAGCUGAUUAACUGUGUGGUCAGCCACCCUUCUGAGCCCAUCUCCAUCACCGCACACGAGAACCGCACUAUCCGCUAUCUGGACAACAAGACAGGAAAAGUGAUCCACUCCAUGGUGGCACACCUGGAUGCUGUCACCUGUCUGACCACGGACCCCAAAGGCACUUACCUCAUCUCUGGCAGCCAUGACUGUUCGGUGCGUCUGUGGAUGCUGGACAACAGGACGUGUGUGCAGGAGAUCACGGCCCACAGGAAGAAGCACGACGAGGCCAUUCACGACGUGGCCUUCCACCCCUCGCAGCCCUACAUCGCCUCGGCCGGCGCCGACGCACUCGCCAAGAUCUUCGUCUGAGAGGAGGCACAGACGGGGACCAUCAUCCUCCUUGGUGAGACACUAGGCCCGACAAACACAACUUGGCCAGAGGAGAGUGAUGACUACAAUGGACAAACCUCACCUGCCUACACGCGCAAUUUCACAGUUACACACACACACACGAGACUGUGUCCUGCACCCCACUGGCUGGGUCAGCGCCAACAGGACACUAUUACCCACAGUUCUCUAGCUGUCCCAUGAUGCCUCACUAACUUGUUGCAAUACUAACCAUACUGCUUUUCUAACGACUAAUCUGGCUGCUCGGUUUCUUAGGUCAGUUUACUACACUGUAAUGCUCUGUUCAUUUCUACCUUUACAGUCCACUCAUGGUUCUAAUUAAGGCAGUGUGCGUGUUGACAUUGAUCACUACACAUGCCGAUGCAUCACCUACUACAAUUAGUGACGCGCGCACACACACACGUGGAUUAACAUUCGGUUUGAAACUGUGUUUUUUUUAAAACGUUUUUUAAAAAUAUAUAUAAAAAGCUUAGCUCACCAGUUGCUAACACACAUAAGUACCUGACUACAGUAGAGUCCAGUCCCCAUCAAGUGACGGCGUUAGCCGUUGUCUACUGCAAUACAGCGUGGGGUCACAAUGCAUUUCAUUCCAAAGGCUUCUGAGGGUUUUAGUUUGUGUGUCUGUGGAGUCUUCUCCUAGCCAGUGUUGGACAAACAGCUUUAAUUUCAGCCUCAUCGCCGAGACACUAUGUCUUUUAGUGUUUGUCUGUCCAGUAUUGUACGGCCAUCCAUUUCAGUAGAAUCAAGUUUGAUAGGAAAUGGGUGUGUGUGUGUGUGUGUUGCACUUGUUUAAUCUUUGGUGCUAAGAUCUCGUCAGUCCGAGUCUGAAUCAGGGACAUGUUUGCAUUCGAGGUGUGUGUGUGUGUGGAGUACUCUUUGUCUCACUGGGAUAUUUGUCAUCAACAGUAGCAUGAAAUGGCUUGUAUCAUGCGUCACUCUCCAGCCACGACAUCUGUUUGUGUUGAGAUACUGUAUGGGUCAUUUUUUUAAUCUCAUAUGAAGACUAACACGCUAUGCUAAGCAGACACUUUUCUACUGGUUUCCUUUUAUAUUUGUGUGUGUGUGUGUGUGUGUGUGUGUGUGUGUGUGUGUGUGUGUGUGUGUGUGUGUGUGUGUAAGUUGGCCUUUGUCAUUUCAUCAGGAUAGCUGGUUUGUGAAAGAGUUUGUGGAGAUGAUGUCACAGUGGAGACCUCUGACUGAAACGGUUGACGUUGAGAGAAAGUGACACUACUCCCAAUAUGGCGUCCUGUAUUCUCCCUUCCUUAAGUCGGCAUCAAGUCAAAAUGGUCCUUCGUGCCGGUGUAUUUAUUUAGGCUUGCGCUUGGAAACAUAUUAUCCAUUGAAAUAGCUGUUAGGUUUCUGGUUUUGGUGCGAGUCCUCAUAGUGGGAAACUGGCCUCUCUCCAGUGUCAAUAGAGCCAGCAGGGGAAAUUGCCCCCAGGAUAUAGGAACAAAAGGCACAUAAAGAGCCCUCCUUCCUCUCCCUUUCCCCUAUGGAGGGGAAACAAGAACAAACACUACCUAACCCUUAGCCCCCCUUACAUUGGCCUCCGACAAAUACUGAACUAGACAGGGUUGGUGUCUGUUCACCAAGCAGUCACUUUGGGCUUGGAUUAUUGUUCCUGUUUUUUUCCUGGAAGGGAAAACAAGCGUGGACAAAGUGCGACGCCACUCUGAGCCGCGGGCGACCGCUAAAGACUGGACAUAUCGGUCAGAGAUCAGGGGUGAUGUCGUUAGGUAGCCGGUUUAUUUUUUUGAACUUUCCGGGGUGGAGGCAGAGGGAGCCCUACGGGCAGAUCUCUGGCUGUGGAAACAUGGUUCCACCAGGCCAGGGCAGAGCAGGGCAUGGCAGUAAAGAAUUAAUGGUCCAGUAGCACCAUGUCAAUCGGUAACUGGCCUCUCACACGCCAGAGGGACAGGGUAGAAGUCGUCCCUAACAACUGAUUCCAGAUCAGAUAUUUCUGAAUCUCCUUAAUGGUUAAAGCCAGAAUUGUGGCUAUGGUUAUCUGAUCCUAGAUCUGUGGUUUAAGGUCAACUUUAACCAACUACAGUACAUGCAACAGGGUCACUACAGGGAUCCGAGAAAUGACUGAGAGGUCAACGUUUUCCUCUCCACUGCAAGACCUUAUGGGAAAACACUCUGUGGUCUAGCCAGACAGGUGUCUGCGGGCUUGGUUUAGUACAUGUCAGCUUCAUGUGUUUGCUAAAACAUGAUGGUUUCAGAUGUAUUGGAUUUGACGAGGCAGAGAGAAUGCCUAAAGUGCUCCUGUGGCACAUUGUGUGCUGUAAUGCUUUGUUGUUGAGAGGAUAAAAAUAGUACACAGUUGUCAAUCACCCACACUGUUGGUUAUAUGCUGCACUACAUCAGCUGCACUAGA
Messenger RNA from Oncorhynchus tshawytscha (Chinook salmon), 7211 nucleotides. Its product is annotated as striatin-4. Gene Ontology annotation, molecular function: armadillo repeat domain binding; protein-containing complex binding; protein phosphatase 2A binding. The coding region runs from base 2420 to 4795 and encodes 791 amino acids. Gene Ontology annotation, cellular component: dendrite. The transcript has 17 exons. Lineage: Eukaryota; Metazoa; Chordata; Actinopteri; Salmoniformes; Salmonidae. The record is from RefSeq and is a predicted model, not a curated record.